AUGAAUGCAAAAGACGAAGACUUGUUCAUCACCAUUGACAGUAUUCUACAUAUCCAAACAACGGGGGCGCCCAGGGUGAUGGGAAACAAGGCUACGACAGCUGGCUGGCAGCCUGAACCUGAAACCAUUCCCCAUCUGCAAUCCACACCUCCACCGGUGGACAUGAGCAACGAGACCGUCGUCGCCUACACCAACCAUUCCAAUGUCCGGUUUAUGUCCAGUGCCGGGGGCUGUGACGCUCCAAGCAGUCUGGAUGUGCAGUUUUUGUGUCUGGCUUUCCUGGCGGAAUAUCACUCCAUCCUGGUUAUGGCUCCCUUGGGAAUGGUGUGUAACAUCCUGGCCUUGGUGACGUUUUUGGCCUCUCGUCUCCGCGACACGUCCACCUCGUGCUACCUGGUGGGACUGGCUGUCUGUGACUCCGUGGUGUUGCUAGGCGACAUGCUGGAGGUCUUGGUAACGGCCCAGGGUUGGACCGAGAGCUGCUUCUUCUGGUUGCCGCUUUGGUACCUCAGCGCCGUUGGUAGGUGCAUGUCUGCCUGGAUCAUCGUCACCUUCACCAUUGAGCGGUUUGUGUCCGUGGCGUUCCCGCUGAAACGACAGUCUAUUUGCACCGCCAAGAGGGCUAAGCAGAUGAUAGUGGUAUUGCUUCUUUUUAGCCUGGCGUCUAACGCCUACUUCUUUGUGCUCUUCGACUACAUUCCAUCGGUAAGCAACCCCAAUUCGUAUAGAUGUAAUGUGAAGCCAGCUAUGAUAGAAGAGUACCUGGUGUGCUCUAUCGUAUUCAAAAUUGGUAUGUCCAUUAUCCUCCCUAUUGUUAUAGUUGUGGUAUUCAAUACUGUCACUAUUCGCAUCCUGGAUGUGGUGAAGAGAAAGCGCCGGCAGAUGUCCUCAAAGAAAAACGACUCGAGCGAUGAACAAUCUCUUAUAGACAAAACCACGGCGAUGCUACUGGUCACGUCCACGUGCUACGUCGUGCUUGCUAUCCCUUACGUGGUCACCUGGAUUGUCACUUACUUCUACCAAUACAUCGAAGGGGCACCCGACAGGGCCCAGUCUCGGACCUAUUCAGGCAUCAAAAAGAUCACCCAUAUUUUCUAUGUCAUGAACUUUGCUAUCAACUUCUUUCUGUACUGUAUCUCCGGCACUGUGUUUCGUUCCGAGUUAUCCUUCGUGUUCAGGAACCGUUCCUGUCAGCGCCAGCGGAGCAUGUCCCCGACUGGGGUAUCCUCCAAUACCAUCGUUAACAGAAGGACCCUGCACGCCUCUAACAGAUCAGCCGCGGCCGCCAUGCAGAUGGGCACUUACCAUAAGAAGACCGACACUACUGAAGGAUCGCAACGUCCCUCGGUUGAAACUUCGAGCAAGGACGGACAGUGUGUCGGAAGCUCAAACUCUUCCAUUUGUGCUUCGUCCUCUUCUGGUCCUAAUGGUAAUGUUGUGGAAUCAAAACUAUAA
Molecule: messenger RNA, 1455 nt
Organism: Lingula anatina
Lineage: Eukaryota; Metazoa; Brachiopoda; Lingulata; Lingulida; Lingulidae
Biological process (GO): G protein-coupled receptor signaling pathway
Cellular component (GO): membrane
Molecular function (GO): G protein-coupled receptor activity
Source: RefSeq, a predicted model, not a curated record